This is a messenger RNA of Tachysurus fulvidraco (yellow catfish), 7162 nucleotides long. It is a transcript of the gene tubgcp6, whose product is annotated as tubulin, gamma complex associated protein 6. The record is from RefSeq and is a predicted model, not a curated record. The transcript is spliced from 25 exons. Gene Ontology annotation, biological process: mitotic cell cycle; microtubule nucleation; meiotic cell cycle. Bases 286 to 6825 code for a protein of 2179 amino acids. NCBI's taxonomy places the organism in Eukaryota, Metazoa, Chordata, Actinopteri, Siluriformes, Bagridae. Gene Ontology annotation, cellular component: gamma-tubulin complex; centrosome; spindle pole. Gene Ontology annotation, molecular function: gamma-tubulin binding; microtubule minus-end binding.
CAGGUUUUUUGAAUCCAGCGCGGUCACCAAGGCAAAUGACAGGAGCUAGAGACUGUUUGUGUAUUUUUUCUAUUCAUGAACAAUAAGAAUAAUUUAUUUUUAUAAGUUGUAUGUAACUCCAUAUAAAUCCCAUGGAGUUCUAGUUAACUGGUUUACAGGAUUGGCGUUUUCCGGUUUUAACAAUGAGUACCAGGAGACUAACGGAUGCAGUCAUAACAACGCUGCACUGCUACAGCUGUAUAAUCCAGGAGUGCUGCGGUUACAUCGUACACUGAGGACGUCAUCAUGUACAGUAAACGUGGUAUAUCAGAGAUGUCCUCUGUUCCCAUGAGCAACAGCAGCAUUACAGGUCUCCUGUCUGCACUGUGUGAUCGCAGCUUGUCCGGAGUGUCAUGGAAGCGCCGCACUUUCAGUGGUGUCCCUCGUGCAUCGCUCCACCGCACCCUCCGUAGACGUGCCUAUGCCAUGCUGCUUUCCAAACUUUUCCAGGACAGUUCAUCCAAACCCACAUCGUCGAUGACGAGCGCUUUAGCCUGCACACCACCUUACAACAAAAUGCUUAUGAUCUCCUUUGACCUGCGUGUCUCGGGUCGUGCCGAGGAUGCAGAGAGGCUUGAGGGCCUGCUGGGGCAGCUGCGUAAAGCGGGCCACUCCUCUGGUCUGACUGAACUGGACUCAGUGCUGGAGCUCUUGGCACAGCUGGCGGGUUCAGGUCCUCCCCCCGUAUCCUCGUUCAGCAUGGACUGCAUGCGGCGUGAGCGGCCUGUGCUGCGCAGACCUCCGCUGUCUGGUUACCUCAGCGAGGAGCUGCAGAGGCUGGAGAGUAGGACAUGGGCUCUAGUGUGUGAGGAGGAGUGGGGAGAGCUCAGAGGGGUUUGCAGGACUCUUAGCAUACUGGACGCUCCACCAGGGACCGGACUGUUUGGAUUGGAGAGAAGGCUGGAAGGAGAGGAGAGAUUCGAGAGAGACACUAGGCUGUCUCUGUUUGGAGCGCUGCAGCACUCGAGGACAACGGAUUUAGAUGUCCGGCUCGACCUGCCACCAGUGCCCAGUAAUGCAGAUGUCACGGGACUCAAUAUACGGGUUCCUCAGUGUUUGGAUCAGUCUGAGGAUGAAGGAUUCCAGUCUGCCUCCAAUCUGACUCCUGACUCCCAGUCUGAGCAGAGCCCCAGCCCUGAGCCUGACGUAUGGGAGGCCUUGCGCACUUUUGUACCUGCUAGACGUCGCUGCUGGGAAAAUGUGGGCUGUCCUCCAGGUCAGAAAGAGCCUCCGUAUCUGACGGAAGCAGGCAGAGAAGCGUUUGACCAGUUGUAUCGGCUUUGGGAAGGCGAGAUGAGGAACAUGCUCUCCUCUCACACUCCCUCUCCUCUCCUGCCCCUGCCCCUGGACUGCCAGACUCAGCUAGUUAAAGACCUCCUCAACGUGCUGAUAGGUGUGGCUUCUGUCACUUUCCCCCUCAAUGAGUCGAGUGUUCAGUUUGAUGUGCGUGCCGACGUGUGUGUGUCUGGAACGUCCCCGGAGAGUGUGUCGCGCCUGUUAGAGGAGCUGGCGCAGUACGGCACGCAUUACCUUCGCCUGAGCCGCUUCGCUCUGGGCUCUGCUGAUAAGAAAGGCCUGGUGUUUCAGGCGUUUACAGCUGGCCUGCGGCGCUAUCUGCACUACUACAGAGCGUGUGUACUAAGCACACCCGCCACUCUCAGCCUCCUCACCAUCGGCUUCCAUUUCCGCAAGCUGGGCCGACAGCUCAGGUACCUCUCAGAGCUGUGCUGUGUGGAUGGCACUGGUGGGUCAGGUCAGGCGGGGUUUCCUGUGGGUGUGAAGCUUCUCUCCUAUCUGUACAACGAAGCACAGAGCAACUGCAGCAAUGAGAACUACCCUGUACUUCUGUCUCUGCUCAAGAGCAGCUGUGAACCUUACACACGGUUUGUAUCCGAUUGGGUGUACAGUGGCGUCUUCAGAGAUGUCUAUAAAGAGUUCCUGAUCCAGGUGAACGAGGACUACCUGGGCUACAGAGAUAAGCAUUUCUGGGUGCAGGGCUACACUCUGAUCUCUCAGGACGCAGAGGACUGCGUGCCCGUGUUCCUUCGUCAUAUCGCCAACGAUGUUUACGUCUGUGGAAAAACCAUCAACCUGCUGAAAAUCUGCUGCCCACAGCAUUAUAUCUGGUCGGAGGUGCCCGUGCCUCGUAUCGCCGUGACGUUCUCUCUGAGGGAGGUGGAGGAAAUCGAGAGAGACUGCGCCGUGUACCGCGGCCGCAUGGAGACCAUCGCCAAGCAGAGCGCCGUCAGCAGAGAGGAGCAGGCGUUACGUACCGAGCUGGCACGACAAGAGCUCAUCAAUCAGGUCAGAGAGUCAGCAGCCAAGACGCUGGAGAGCAUCCGAGGCCGCCAGGUGUCACAGCGUCUGGCUGAAGAGGCGAAGAAAAGAGAUCGCUACGAAGAGAUGAGGCAGCAGCUAGAGCUCGACCAAGAGUGGCGGAGCGCCGUUAGAAAGAAGGAGCAGGAGGAUGACUAUAGCUUUGCCCGAGAGCUUAGAGACAGAGAACAGAGGCUGCAGGCCCUCGAGGAGCAGCUGGAGCACAGGGCACGCAUGGACCUGAUACUGCACUACAGCCGUCUGUCUGAGGAGGCAGCUAAGAAAGAGCGGAGGGCCAUGUGGAAAGUACAGAGGCUGAGACUACAUGAAGCCAGAGUGAACUUCCUACAGCAGGAUCAACACACCGUACAGGCUCUGCUUGUGAGAUAUCCUUUAGGACAGGAAUGCCCCAUUCAGGGUCCAGCCCUUACAAAGAAACCACCUGAGAAUCAGCAGGAAUCCCAAUCUUCUGAGAUACAAAUGAAAAAUAUGACCAUGGCGCAGGAGCCCACUGCUCCUUCUGAUUUGACUCUGGUUCCUCCUCGCCCUCCUGCAGUUCUUCCCCCUUCCAUCAGGAACAUCGAUGUUCUGAUCUCAGAUCAAAUUAACAUUACAGACCUCCUCCCGAAAGCUCCACGUCCUGCGGACAGUGCAACAGUGACUCAGGCUCUACAGGACAUCGGCUGUGACCUCUCUGAAUUCUCCAGAAUCCCUGAUUCAGACUAUGACUUCUCCUCCCCCUACAGCCCUUUGGAAUGCCUUAGGCCCCAGUCAUGCUCUGCUCUUCCCUCCCUCUCCUACCAAGUCCCAGAGCCUGGGGCAGAUCAACAUGGCCAUCCUUCACAUAAUUCACUUCAGCUGGAAGAUGGUGCUGCCUCAGGGCAUAAGUCGCAGACACGAGAGCAAAACAUGGCCCCGAAUAAAUGUCAGGAGAGAAACAAACUGCUGAAAGAGAAGAUUUUAUAUGGAGAAGAAAAGGAACCUUCACCAUGUGGUGUGGUGUUGGAGCCAAAACUACCAAAAGUUAGCAUGGCAGAGAAGGACAAGGCUAUUGAGCAACAUGCUCAGCCCAUUUUUACAUUAGCUGAACAAAUGCCAAUAGAUCUCCCUCUGAUCCCGGUUAGUAGCCCAGACUCUGAUGUCCAAAACAAACCUAAGAACAACGUCUCAGUGGAAGAUAGUGUUUUUUCAUCCAAUACUGUCCAGGGCCGUUCUUUUAAUGCUAACAUUAGGACUGAUGGGUUUGUUUCUGCAGUUACUGGACCAGCUCCCUCUCUAAAUAUCCAUGGUCAUGUAUCCGAUGCCCAUAUUAAAGUAGGAGAACUGGUAUCUGAGGUUCUUACUCCAGUACCUUCACAAAAUAUCCAUGGCCAUGUUUCUGAUGCCCAUAUUAAAGUUGGACAGCUUGUUUCUGAAGUUACUGUACCUGUUUCCUCUCCAAAUAUCCAUGGCCAUGUCUCUGAUGCCCAUAUUAAAAUAGGAGAACAAGUAUCUGAGGUUCUUACUCCACUACCUUCACAAAAUAUCCAUGGGCAUGUUUCUGAUGCCCAUAUUAAACUAGGAGAACAAGUAUCUGAGGUUCUUACUCCACUACCUUCACAAAAUAUCCAUGGCCAUGUCUCCGAUGCCCAUAUUAAAGUUGGACAGCUUGUUUCUGAAGUUACUGUACCUGUUUCCUCUCCAAAUAUCCAUGGCCAUGUCUCCGAUGCCCAUAUUAAAAUAGGAGAACUGGUUUCUGAGGUUCUUACUCCACUACCUUCACAAAAUAUCCAUGGCCAUGUCUCUGAUGCCCAUAUUAAUUUUGGACAGUUUGUCUCUGAGGUCAAUGUACCGGUUCCCUCUCUAAAUAUACAUGGUCAUGUCUCAGAUGCCCAUAUUAAUCUAGGAGAACAAGUAUCUGAGGUUCUUACUCCAAUACCUUCACAAGAUAUCCAUGGCCAUGCUUCUGAUGCCCAUAUUAAAGUUGGAAAGCUUGUUUCUGAGGUGACUUCCCCCACUGAAAAAAUGCCAAUAGAUCUUCCUCUGAUCCCUGGAAGUAACCCAGACUCUGAUGUCCAAAACAAACCUACAAACAACGUCUCAGUAGGAGAUAGUGUUUCCUCGUCCAAUACUGACCAGGGCCGUUCUUUUAAUGCUAACAUAAGGACUGAUGGGUUUGUUUCUGCGGUUAAUGUACCUGUUUCCUCUCCAAACAUCCAUGGCCAUGUUUCUGAUUCCCAUAUUAAAUUAGGAGGACUGGUUUCUGAGGUUCUUACUCCACUAUCUUCACAAAAUAUCCAUGGCCAUGUUUCUGAUGCCCAUAUUAAAGUUGGACAGCUUGUUUCUGAGGUUACUGUACCGGUUUCCUCCCCAAAUAUCCAUGGCCAUGUCUCUGAUGCCCAUAUUAAUUUAGGAGAACUGGUUUCUGAGGUUCUUACCCCACUACCAUCACAAAAUAUCUAUGGCCAUGUCUCUGAUGCUCACAUUAAAAUAGGAGAACUGGUUUCUGAGGUUCUUACACCAGUACCUUUACAAAACAUCCAUGGCCAUGCUUCUGAAUCUCAUUUUAAAGUUGGAGAGCUUGUUUCUGAGGUGACCUCCCCCACUGCCUCUCGCAAUAUCUAUGGUCACGUCUCUGAUGCUCAUAUAAAGAUUGGUGAGCAUGUAUCUGAAGUACCAACCUUAACCUCUUCCUGUAAUGUUCACGGCCACGCCUCUGACGCUCAUAUAAAGGUGGGUGAGUUUGUCUCGGAUGUCGUUUCGUCUCUCCCUCGUUGGAGCAAAUAUGGCCAUUCCUCAGACAGCACUCUUAAAGUGGGUUGUCUUAUACCAGAAGCUGAAGCAACACAUUCCCCAUUGCCUGGCAUUGUUUACGGUCACUCCUCAGAUUCUACACUGAAGGUCGGCUGUGUCGUAUCUGGUUCAGACCCACUGCCUUCGCCACUCCCCGGUAGUGCUUAUGGGCACUGCUCAGACUCCACAUUGGGUGUGGGUUGUGUGGUAAUGGGGGCACAGGUCCCUCAGCAGGUCCCUCACCCAGGUAGUGCCUAUGGACAUUGCUCUGACUCCAGCCUUGGUGUAGGAUGUGUGGUGCAGGGGAUCACACAUGGAAGCUUUUAUAGUGAAGCCCAUCAGAUCGGAUUCAAGCUGCCCACAGAGAACAAGAACAAGCGAGAGGCACAGGACGCCACAGCUGCUCCCCAAACACAGCUGCUGACUCUGAGUGAGGGUCUCAGUGCCUGGGCCCAGGGGCUUGGACUGUCUCCCUCGGAGAGACCAGAGGAUGACUACCUCCUCAGGCUGGCCUCUCAAUACCAUGCUGAGCAGUACGAGGAUUCCUACAGGCAAAUGAUGUCGGCCCCCGAUGCUCAGCUCCUGCAGCAGGUGACCCGUGGGCCAAACGUUCUCCCGGCAGAGUCGUCUCUGCACUGUGCCACAGACUCGACCGCUGUGCAGCUCAGUGAGAUGAUGCCCCUCCCCGUGCUCAUGAAACACUCCGUCACGACCCCGCUCAUCACACAUUUGUCAUUGGUGAAUAAGUCAGUGGUGGAUUAUUUCUUUGUGGAGCUGAGAGUGGAGAAGCACUUUGAAGCUUUGCGGCACUUCUUACUGAUGGAAGACGGCGAAUUUGCGCUGUCACUUACUGACCGGCUCUUUGAGAAGUUGGGCAGUGGGCAAACCCCUGGAGAGCUCCUGACACCCCUGGUGCUGAACUCCAUCCUGAACAAGGCCAUGCAGUACAGUGUGCAUGGUGACAGUGAGCUGGCUCCUAACUUCACGUUUGCAUUGCGUUAUCUCCCCGAAGUCUUCCAUCCCCAUGCUCCUGACUCACUUAACUGCCUCGAGCUACGCUACAAGGUGGACUGGCCGCUGAAUAUCAUCAUAACAGACAGCUGUAUGAAUAAGUACAACCGGCUCUUCUCCUUCCUGCUGCAGCUCAAACACAUGGUGUGGUCUCUCAGUGACGUGUGGUUUCAUCUCAAACGCACAGCUCUGGUAAAAGGAGCAGGACGCUCGGUGCAGUUCCGUCAGCUGCAGCUUUACAGACAUGAGAUGCAGCACUUUGUGAAGGUGAUCCAGGGUUACAUCGCUAAUCAGAUCCUGCAGGUCUCCUGGAGCGAGUUCACACAAAAGCUGAGCAGUGCCAAUGACCUGGACACCAUCCACCACACACACGCGGAGUACCUCAACAGGGCCAUCUUCAGGGCUCUGCUGACAGAGAAAGCUGCUCCCGUGAUGAACAUCAUCCACAGCAUCUUCAGUCUCAUCCUGAAGUUCCGUGGCCAGCUGAUCGCUCAGUCCUGGCAGACACAGCAGGGUGAAGCGGUGCACCCGAGCUUCAUCGCCAUGCAGCAGUCUUACAACACCUUCAAGUAUUACUCUCGCUUCCUGUUCAAAGUGGUUUCCAAACUGGUGGAUAAAGGCUACCAGCCUCAUUUAGAAGACUUCCUGCUGCGGCUUAACUUCAACAACUACUACAAGGACUCAUGAUGUAUUUAUGUUCAGCUGUAUGCAAAAGAUCUGCUUCUAGCUCUUAUAGCUGUCCUGUACUGCGCAGUGCUGUACGUAUUAGAGCUGUGUGUGUUUUCACCUUUUAUACAGUGGAUUCAGCACUCACCUGCCAUUCAGGAAGUCAGCAGUUUGCCCAGACUACUUAAUUAAUUCCACAGUUAAGGACUCGAGCAUCUCUUCAUGUUUGCCUUCUGGACAUUGACCUGAGAAUUCGUCAUAGAAAAUUAGUGCCUGUCUGUACAGUCCAGCUUGUUCCAUUACUGCUGUUGCAAUUGAUUUGAUUUUGAAUUUAAAUAAAUCAACAAGCUUAAUAGAA